This is a messenger RNA of Pelobates fuscus (common spadefoot toad), 3314 nucleotides long. RefSeq names its product protein-L-isoaspartate (D-aspartate) O-methyltransferase domain containing 1 (gene PCMTD1). Gene Ontology annotation, cellular component: cytoplasm. Gene Ontology annotation, biological process: protein modification process. Gene Ontology annotation, molecular function: protein-L-isoaspartate (D-aspartate) O-methyltransferase activity. The record is from RefSeq and is a predicted model, not a curated record. NCBI's taxonomy places the organism in Eukaryota, Metazoa, Chordata, Amphibia, Anura, Pelobatidae. The transcript has 6 exons. The coding region runs from base 321 to 1394 and encodes 357 amino acids.
UCUCAGCUGUUCAGCCCCCCUCCUCCCACAAUCCUCCGCACAGAUCAAAACAAAUAACCCCGACCGGAGGACGGAGGCCUCCAUCUCGCCUCCUCGGCUACCUGCUGCCCCCCCUUCCCCCCUUUCCUGUACAGCCGCCUGUCCAGUGGCAGAAUACAGGCAGUGCCCACUGUCCCGCUGCCUGGCCUCUUACGGAUGCAUGUAUUGCAGGUGCACCGAUUACCUGCUAAAAGGAAAUUGACUCAAGUUGGUGAUCUAUUGAAACAUUCUCCUGCCCUCUGCUAAUGUGUUACCUUAUUAUUUAAAGCCUAAUUCAUACCAUGGGAGGAGCAGUGAGUGCUGGAGAAGACAAUGACGAUUUAAUUGAUAAUCUUAAAGAGGCACAAUAUAUACGUACUGAAAAGGUGGAGCAAGCCUUCCGGGCAAUUGAUCGUGGAGAAUAUUACCUGGAGGGAUAUAGGGACAAUGCCUACAAGGAUUUGGCUUGGAAACAUGGAAACAUACACUUAUCGGCUCCCUGUAUUUAUUCUGAAGUUAUGGAAGCUCUGCAGCUUCAACCAGGAUUGUCAUUUCUUAAUCUCGGAAGUGGAACAGGAUAUUUAAGUACAAUGGUGGGCUUAAUUUUAGGUCCAUUUGGCAUAAAUCAUGGUAUUGAGCUUCACCCAGACGUGGUUGAAUAUGCCAAGGAGAAAUUGGAAUCUUUCAUCAAGUAUAGUGAUAGCUUUGAUAAAUUUGAGUUUUGCGAGCCUGCAUUUGUAGUUGGCAAUUGUUUGGAGAUCGCAUCAGACAGUCCUCAGUAUGACAGAAUCUAUUGUGGAGCUGGUGUCCAAAAAGACCAUGAAAAUUACAUGAAAAUUUUGUUGAAAGUUGGAGGAAUAUUAGUAAUGCCUAUUGAAGAUCAGCUUACCCAAAUCCAGAGAACAGGACAAAAUACCUGGGAUAUUAAAAACAUAUUAGCUGUUUCAUUCGCUCCUCUUAUGCAGCCAAAUAAGAAUGACAACCAUAAAUCAGAUGCUGUGAGAUUACCUGCUUGCACUGUUCGGAGUCUUCAAGACUUAGCUCGAAUUUAUAUUCGACGUACACUUAGAAAUUGUAUCAAUGAAGAAAUGCAGGCUAAAGGUAUUCCUCCGAAAGCACCUCCAAAGCGUAAGCGAAGACGUUGCCGAAGACGUCGCAUAAAUACAUAUAUGUUUGUAGGAAAUCAACUUAUUCCUCAAACUUUAGACAGUGAUGAUGAUGAAAAGAUUGAUGAGGACAGCAAAGAGGAAGAAAAGGACCAUAAUGAAGCUUUGAAAGUUGAGGAACCUCUGCAAAACCAUCUUCGAGAAAAGAUUCUGAGCUUACCACUCCCAGAAUCUUUAAAGGCUUACUUGACCUAUUACAGAGAAAAAUGACACACUUGAAUCCACAACCUUCAUGCCUGCUGAUAUUUCAUUUACUUCUUGAAAAUGUAGCAUUUGUUAAUGAAUUGGGCAGAGAUACAGUGGACACCUUUAACUGUCUUAACACCAUUCAUCAAUUUUAGUUUGUUUUUUAAAAUCUAUAUUUUCUCUACAUUUUGAGAUACAAUGUACAAAGUUUUUAGCUAUAACAGGAUAUCACACAAUUUAAAGUGGUACAACUUGCAGUUUAGAAAGGCAUUCUUUUGAAUAUCAGACACAUUUCCAGCCAGAGUAAAUAUUCAUAGCACUUUUGGGACAGACCCCUGUACUUUAAAUGUCUGUAGUCCGUCAGUGUCAAUAAUUUAAAAAUGCGUAAUUCAUAGCAUUGCAUUUGCUAAUCGUUUCAUUGUGUUGGUCACGUGUUACAUAUACCAUUUAAAAAUGAAUAAGAAGUGCACUAGAUGUAAAUUUAAAAUGAGAUGUAAGCAAAAGUUUCCUACCUUUAUGUCAUUUCAAAGACUAUUGAAAGCUUCCAAAUGUGGAAAUCAUGUGUUUUAAAAAAAAAAUAUAAGAAAAAAUGCUUGUUACAAUCUUCAUCCAAAUAAUUAAACUCCAAUGUUUGUUCUAUAUACCUAAUGUGAUUCUAUCUGCUUUUUAAAGAUGUUUAAAUCUAUGUUAAAUAUCUAUAAAGAAUUGUUUUAUAGUAGUAAAGUAUAUUAACAAAAUAAUUGUAAUUGCUAACAAAAGAAAACUUGUGAAAACAAAAUAUAAAUGUCUCCAUGGUAAUGGUAAGGUCUUGUCAAGAAGUUUAGUGAUUGGGCUGUUUUUUUUUUUUCCUCUAUAAUAUGGUUUUGGUAAAAUAAUAGUUGCCAAGAUGGCAAUUUAAUUCAUACUUUUAGAGAACAGUAAUGCGUAAGAAAUAUGAGUUUAUCUGUUAAUAAACAGUUUAAUCAUCAUUGUUCACUUAACGUUCCAUUUGCUAAUUAAAUAUUUUAUGCUGUUGUAUGUUCUCUUAUUUGGGCCAAGUUACUUAAAAUAGAUUUAAAUAAGGAUUUAUUGCAUACAAGAGACAUUCAAAAAUUAAAAGAACAUACGGCAUGAUGUGACACAUUUGUAGCUUAUACCCAUAUUUGCUAAGAGUGUAGCAAAUAUUCAUUCAAUUGAAACAGUUACAUUCAGUUAUGCUUUGCAAAUUAGUUUCUUCUAGUUAUUUUUUUUCUGUGUGGAGUGUUGCUUAGCAUUUGCAGGAAUGUGACAUUCUUGUCUCUUUAAUGGCAAUGUGGGUUUUUUAAUGCAUUUAAUUAGGUACAGGGAAAUCUACAACGUUGAAACCUAAUUUGCUGGGCACAAAUGUAAAACAUUCCUUCUAAUGAAAUAUUACUAGUUACAAACACUCUUAAUAGAUGUCAUAAUGUAAUGCACAAAUGCAAUAGAAAUGUAAAAGUUAUAUUUUUGACAGUUUAUCCAGGAGCAAAUAGCUUUACUUCAGUGAAGACAUACAUUUGAAACAAUAUUGAGUUUAUUGGAUAAUCCAUGAUCUUGUUUGGUAUAUAAAUAUCUAUGGUAUCCUUUAAUGUUUUUGUAGUAUAUAUUUGAUUCACAUACCAGUAGACAGUGGUUAGAAUGAAUGUUUUGCAAUAUAUUAAAGUAGUCUUGCAUUUAACGUUUGCUUUAGUUAAUUGCAAUAUUUUUUUGUAGAAGAAAAAAAGGUUAUAACUUUUUUUUUUUUUCUCUCCAAGAUGCAGGCCAGAUGUCACUGUCACUAUUGUAGGUAUUUUAUUUUUUGGCAUUAUUUGUUUAAAGAGAGGCUUUGCGGUUAUCUAUAAUAUUUUAGUACUUGGAAAUGAGUGGUUUGUAUUCAGAGUAAUUAAAUCAUGUAUACUUACUUCAAAGUAUGUUUUUUGGGGGGCCUGAAGAGAAGCUGAGAUAUGA